GGAAAAACUGCACCGUCAUGUUACGCUGAGGAAUUAAAUGCCACCAGACUUGCUGGACAGGACAGUGCAAAUGCGUAUACAAAUAUCUCCCAUGACAUGAGGAAACAAACAGACUCCUGGACGGCUAAUGAUGGAGCUCAACCCUCCUCCACCAUACCCAGGCUCUGCUGAUCCCACAUUUGGAGUUACUUCUCCUCCAUUCACAGUUGCACAGGACAUCAUGUACCCGGCUCCUCCGAAGUACAGCGCUGCAGUGGUUCAGCCUGUGCCCACCAUCAUGCAGCCCGAUUUUGCCAUGGUCCAAUCGACCACAGUCAUCCAGAGCCAGCCUGUAAUGGUGGUAAACCCUGUGGUCAUUCAGUCAGGUCUGAGAGACAUUCCAGCUCAAAUACAGUGCACUUAUUGUCAACAACAAAUCAUCACUGCGAUUGAACCCGUCAACGGCCUCCUCGUCUGGAUUGUUUUCGGAGUCCUGUGCAUCUUCGGAUUUUGGCCAUGUUGUCUGAUCCCAUUCUGCGUGAACUCCUGUAAAGACGUCCAGCACAUAUGCCCUAACUGCAGGAACGUUCUGCACAUUUACCGGCGCAUGUGAGAACCCGAAGAACCUGGAGAACUUCAAGAACGUCAAAUGUCUUUUUCUUGUUUUCUUCUAUCUUCAUUUUCCUCAACAUUGCUUUAUUUUCUCGUAUGUGGCUGUGUGGAUUUUUAUCAAAUCAACCUGUUCUGAGAGACACAAACAAGCAACAGUAUGACUUUUACAGAAUAUGUGUAUAAAAUUAAACUAAAAAAAUCCCA
Messenger RNA from Silurus meridionalis, 795 nucleotides. Its product is annotated as lipopolysaccharide-induced tumor necrosis factor-alpha factor homolog. Gene Ontology annotation, molecular function: zinc ion binding. Bases 128 to 592 code for a protein of 154 amino acids. The record is from RefSeq and is a predicted model, not a curated record. Lineage: Eukaryota; Metazoa; Chordata; Actinopteri; Siluriformes; Siluridae. The transcript is spliced from 5 exons.